This is a messenger RNA of Papilio xuthus (Asian swallowtail), 3148 nucleotides long. It is a transcript of the gene Nab2, whose product is annotated as Nuclear polyadenosine RNA-binding 2. Gene Ontology annotation, cellular component: nucleus; cytoplasm. The transcript is spliced from 12 exons. The record is from RefSeq and is a predicted model, not a curated record. Bases 271 to 3090 code for a protein of 939 amino acids. Gene Ontology annotation, molecular function: poly(A) binding; metal ion binding. Gene Ontology annotation, biological process: regulation of mRNA stability. NCBI's taxonomy places the organism in Eukaryota, Metazoa, Arthropoda, Insecta, Lepidoptera, Papilionidae.
GUUUUCUUAUUAAUUCAAAAAGUACUGUAGUAGUGUAUAAGAGAUUGUUUUUUUAAUUUUCCCUGCUUCUGAUCCUUAAGAUCAGAAGUGGAAUAGUGGUCCCACGUCCUGGUUUGUACAUUCUGAUACGAUGUGUUUCCAUUGUUAUUUCAUUAAUUGGCUAGUCAUACGACCAGAAACAUAUUUUUGGAAAUUGUAACCCUUUGUUUUCGGUGUUUCGUAUAAUAUACGUAAGUAAGACGCGAUGUGACGAUGUGAUCAAGUUUUAUAAUGUCAAUUUUGUCUGCCAUCAAGGCAAAACUUACGGAGUUGGGAUGUUAUGUUGAUGAUGAGUUGCCGGACUAUGUGAUGGUGAUGGUGGCUAACAAACGCACUCGCGCUCAAAUGGACGAGGAUCUCCAGCUGUUUCUGGGGGAUAAUACGGAGCUCUUUGUAAACUGGUUGCAUCAAGUGCUAAAGAAAUUGCAAGAAGUACAGGUGACAACCCCAUUGAAACCAGUAGAAACUGACAAGGUCAAAGAGAGAUCAAAAUCUAAGGAAAGGAAACCAAAGGAUAAGAAGGAAAAGGAUAAAAUCAAAAAGAAUGAUGGAGGUAAAAAAGCCAAAAAAAAGGAAAAAGAAAAGGCAUACAAAAAGAAGGAAGAUAAGAAAGUACAUAAAGAAAAGAAAAAAAGUAAGCGGCAUGAACUUAUUCGUCCAAACAUACCUCCAAUGCUCAUGAAUGUGGAAAAAGAAUCGGAACCAUCAAUAACAGAUGUGUUUGCCGGACAAAUUUUGAAAAACCAUGGGAUCACUUUAGAUCAUAAACAGGAUAUGACACAAAUUGAUACAAGUGUGCCCAAAGAUAAGAGACCAAUUGUACCUAUAAUAGAUCCAGCUUCAAUACCAUCACAGUCUGAACCAGUACCAGACGAGAACAAGAAGAUAUCUGCUAGAGAAGAACAAAUAAAAGAAGUGAAUGAUAUUGAAGUUAAAAUUAGUGGCUUAAAAAAGAAACUUGCGGACCAGUUAGAUACAAUGUCUGAGGACGAAGAUUUCCUUAAUAUUAGGACUGAAGCAGAAGAGCUUUUAAAUGACUUUGCCGAAGAUGUUUUUCAGGAAAUUUCACAAACAGCACCAGUAGCUACUCCACCACUUGCGUCUCGAAAGUCUCCGACUCCACAAACUCCUGCACCAAUAAUACAAACUCAAAAAGACCCUCCCAAAGACCUCCCAAAACACAUACCCAUAAAUAUACCCAAUGAGGUAUCAAAAGAUUUGCCUAAAGAUAAACCUAAACCAGUACAAAUCCUGCCCCAAAUUGAACUUAACCUUCCCAAAAGACCUAUAAGAGAGAGACUUGGAGUUCGCAGGACUACUAAGGAGUCAACGGAAAACAAAGAAAAGGACAAAAAUAAGGCAAAAUUGCCCACAAGUCCUGAAAGAUUAACACCAGAGAGACAGCCUGAAGCAAAACCCGAACAGCCCGUGAAGAAGUAUUCAGGCAGUACACCUGAGCGACCUCGCACAACUUCUAUAUCUGAAGAAUCUCCAGUAGAAAAACCUGAACAGAAUAAAAUACAGAAUACAAAAGAAACUGUGGUGGACAAGACGCGUCAGACACGUGGUAAUUGUGCGAGCGUGGUGCGCGUGCGGCCUCGCCCCCGCGUCUCCGCCCCCGCCUCCAACUUGCUCAUGAGAGCGGUCGCAGAUGCACACAAGAGCUUGCUAAAUGCACCACCGAAAAUAGAACUAGAAAAGCGUAAAUUACAGCGCGCAUUAGUACUGCCUAUGCGGCGUUGUAUUGAAACUCAGAACAUCGUGAUCCAAGUGCCCAGAGACGUGCAGACCGAUACCAAAUCUGAUGUAGUCAAAACUGACAAGGAAAACAAUGGAGAAAACAGAAAUAAGUCAUCAAUUAACAUCACAAUUAAUAGAGAAAAUGAUGAUAUUGUAACACCAGUUCAUAUAACUAAAAUAAUUAAUAACACGGACUAUGUACCGGAUAGGACGGCCAGUAAGAAAGACGACACACUCAUCAUUGAAACUAAGAAUAAACAGAAGCAGAGUGGAAAAAAACAUAAAGAUACCCAAUUCAUUGUUACAAUGGAUGGUUUCCAGCCGAACACAUUCCUUGCAAAGAAACUCAUGAUGGAAGGAUUACUCGAUGUAGAUGAUGAACUAACUAAAACUAUACUUCCUAAACCAGCAAAAAGUGUUUUGAUAACAAAGGAAAGUGAAGAUGAAACCAAAGAAAAAGAAAACCAAGAAACAGUUGAAAAACAAGCUGAAAACAAAGAAAAGAGAAUGAAAGAAGAAUCACCAACGGCUAAUGAAUGUGCAAAGAGAAAACUAAGUGUCGAAAACGAAUCAAGUGAAAUUCUAAAGAAAGAACCGAAGGAUGAUGAACAAAAGAAAGCAUUAAGUGAUAAAAGUGAUAAUCAAAAGAAAAGAUUUAGUGAUGCAAGUGAAGAAAGUGAUACGCAAGUGAUAAUAAAAAAAGAACCACAACAAACGGGAGAAAAAAGAAAGAGUGUAGAUGUAAGCGUUAGUAAUAAUACAUCGGAAAAAAUUGUGACGCCGCCAGUAAAGAAAAGAAAAGCAUCGCCUAUUAUAUUUAAUAUAGAAAAGAAAGAGAAAGAAACAGAACGGGUGAGAGAGAGGACGCAGAGCGCAAGCAGUGAUGGUCAUGUUACCAUCACCACAUCAUCUAAUUCUCAUAAGUUUGAUUCUGUACCACCCUUAAGCGUAGCGGAACGUAAGCUGAUGUGGUGCCGCGCGUUCCCGCUGUGUCGGUACGGGUCUGCGUGCGCGUUCACCCACCCGCGCUGCAAGUUCGCUGCGAGCUGCACGCGCCGCGGCUGCGUAUACUCGCACACCCCGCCCACAUCGCCGCCCGCUAUCGCAUCUCACGUGGUGCCCGCAGCUAACUAUAAGACGAUAUCAUCAGGUGGUGCGAUCAGUAUUUGCAAGUAUUAUCCUAGCUGUGUGAAUCCUGCCUGCCACUUUUAUCACCCGAAGCCGUGCAGAUACGGCAAGGCGUGCACCAACAAGCUAGAAUGCAACUUCUACCACAAUGACUCGCCCUCCGCCAAGUGGAAAUAUGCAUAGUCAUAGACAAUAAAUAUAAUUUUAAUACGGCGUAAAGAAUUAUAAAUGUUCCAAUUUA